Molecule: messenger RNA, 3594 nt
Organism: Malassezia japonica
Lineage: Eukaryota; Fungi; Basidiomycota; Malasseziomycetes; Malasseziales; Malasseziaceae
Gene: RPB2
Product: DNA-directed RNA polymerase
Exons: 1
Coding region: 1-3594 (1197 amino acids)
Biological process (GO): DNA-templated transcription
Cellular component (GO): RNA polymerase II, core complex
Molecular function (GO): DNA binding; ribonucleoside binding
Source: RefSeq, a predicted model, not a curated record
AUGUACGACGAGGAAGAGGUGGAAGAGAUCAGCCAGGAGGACUGCUGGGACGUGAUCAAGGCCUUUUUCGAAGAAAAGGGCCUGGUGCGCCAGCAGAUCGACUCGUUCAAUGAGUUUAUGAGCAACACUGUGCAGGAGUUGGUCGAGGAGAGCAGGAGUCUUACACUGGAACAGAGCGACCAGCACUCGGGCCAUGCCGAGGACAAGUCGCGCCGCUACGAGAUCGAGUUCGGCCAGAUCUACAUGAACAAGCCGCAACAGACCGAGGCAGAUGGCUCUACGGCGCCCCUGUUCCCCCAAGAGGCGCGGCAGCGCAACCUGACCUACUCGGCCGGUCUCCACGUCGACGUCUCGCAAAAGGUCCUUGUCAAGGGCGAGGAGGACGAGCUGGACGAAAACGGCGACCAGCUCUGGGUCCCGGACCCCAGCCGCGAGGAGAUUGUCGACGAAAAGGUGUAUCUCGGAAAGGUGCCGAUCAUGCUUCACUCGCAGUUCUGCUGGCUGACCGAUCUGCCGGACGAGGGCAAGUACAGUCUGAACGAAUGCCCCUUCGACUCGGGUGGCUACUUUAUCAUUAACGGAUCCGAAAAGGUGCUCAUUGCGCAGGAACGCAUGGCGGCGAACCACGUAUACGUCUUUGCCAAGGCCCCGCCGUCGCCCAUUACCUUCCUCGCUGAGAUUCGCAGUGCGGUCGAACGGGGUGGCAAGACGAUCAGCACCAUGCAGGUAAAGCUCUUUUCUCGUAACCGCGAAAAGAGCCUGAACAACACGAUCAAGGCGACGCUGCCCUAUAUCCGCAACGAUAUUCCGAUCGUGAUCGUGUUCCGUGCGCUGGGCAUUGUGCCGGACCGCGAGGUGCUGCAGCACAUCUGCUACGACUUUAACGACACGCAGAUGCUCGAAAUGCUCAAGCCGUGUAUCGAAGAGGCAUUCGUCAUCCAGGAUCGCGAGACGGCACUCGACUUUAUCGGCCGCCGCGGUACGACCACCGGUCUCUCGCGCAGCAAGCGUACGGUCUAUGCGCAAGAGAUUCUGCAAAAAGAGAUGCUUCCGCACAUUUCCAUGUCGGAGGGCUCGAACACGAAGAAGGCGUACUUCUUUGGCUUUAUGGUCCACCGUCUGCUCCUCGCCGCGCUCGACCGCCGCGAGAUUGAUGACCGCGACCACUUUGGCAAGAAGCGUCUCGAUCUCGCUGGGCCGCUGCUCUCGGGCCUGUUCCGCAUGCUCUUCCGCAAGGUCACGCGUGACAUUUACCGCCACCUGCAAAAGUGUGUCGAGGACCAAAAGGAGUUCCACCUGCAGGCCGCCGUGCGCCACGCCACCAUCACUAACGGUCUGCGCUACUCGCUCGCGACCGGUAACUGGGGCGACCAAAAGAAGGCGAUGCAGUCCAAGGCGGGUGUGUCGCAGGUCUUGAACCGCUACACGUUCGCCUCGACGCUGUCGCACUUGCGCCGCUGCAACACGCCCAUUGGGCGCGACGGCAAGAUCGCCAAGCCGCGUCAGCUGCACAACACGCAUUGGGGUAUGGUGUGCCCCGCCGAGACACCGGAAGGCCAGGCUUGUGGUCUGGUCAAGAACCUCAGUCUCAUGUCCAACAUCUCGGUCGGCACGCCUUCGGCGCCCAUUGUCGAGUUCUUGGAAGAGUUCGGCCUGAACAGCCUGAUCGACAUGCAGGUCGCCGACCCCAAGGCGACCAAGGUGUUUGUCAACGGCGUGUGGCUCGGUACGCACGACGACCCCGGCCAGCUUGUCGACACGCUUCGCGAUCUGCGCCGCAAGGACGAUAUUUCGCACGAGGUGAGUGUCGUGCGUGAUAUCCGUGAAAAGGAGCUGCGUAUCUACACGGACAGCGGCCGUAUGCUGCGCCCCCUCUUCAUUGUGGACCAGGCGAACAUGACGCUGCUCAUCAAGCGGCACCAUAUCCAGGCGCUCAACGACGAGACAGGCGAAGGCUGGGACUGGACACGCCUCGUGCAGUCGGGUGUGAUCGAGUAUCUGGACACGGCGGAGGAGGAGACGGUGCUGAUCUGCAUGUCGCCCUACGAUCUCGAGCAGUCGCGCGAGUUCAAGGCGUCGAACGGCAACCUGUCGACCGAGUCGUCGGACGCGACACGCCGCCUGCGCUCCAUCCACACCUUUGCGCCCGACACCUGGACGCAUUGCGAGAUCCACCCGGCAAUGAUCCUUGGUGUGUGUGCCAGCAUCAUUCCCUUCCCCGACCACAACCAGUCGCCGCGUAACACCUACCAGUCGGCAAUGGGCAAGCAGGCGAUGGGUGUCUUUUUGACCAACUACCAGAUUCGUAUGGACACCAUGGCGAAUAUCCUGUACUAUCCGCAAAAGCCCCUCGCGACGACGCGUGCGAUGGAGUACCUCCGCUUCCGUGAGCUGCCUGCGGGUCAGAAUGCGAUUGUCGCGAUUCUCUGCUACUCGGGCUACAACCAGGAGGACUCGGUGAUUAUGAACCAGUCGGCGAUCGACCGCGGUCUCUUCCGCUCGCUCUACUACCGCACCUUCCAGGACAUGGAGAAGAAGGUCGGUGUGAUUACUAUGGAGGAGUUUGAGAAGCCGACGCGCGACACGGCCAUCCGCCUGAAGCAUGGUACCUAUGAGAAGCUCGACGUGGACGGCCUCGUACCGCCCGGCACGCGUGUCUCCGGCGAGGACAUUAUCAUCGGCAAGACGGCGCCGUUGCCGCCGGACAGCGACGAGCUGGGUAUGCGCAGCAAGACGCACACCAAGAAGGACGUCAGUACGCCGAUGAAGAGCACCGAGAGCGGUAUCAUCGACCAGGUACUCAUCACGACAAACGGCGAAGGCGCCAAGUUCGUCAAGGUCCGUGUGCGCUCGACGCGUGUGCCGCAGGUCGGCGACAAGUUUGCCUCGCGUCACGGGCAGAAGGGUACGGUGGGUAUUACCUACCGCCAAGAGGACCUGCCGUUCACUGCCGAGGGUAUCACGCCGGACAUUAUCAUCAACCCCCACGCCAUUCCCAGUCGUAUGACCAUCGGGCACUUGGUCGAGUGUCUCCUUUCCAAGGUCGCGACGCUCUCGGGCCAGGAAGGUGAUGCGACGCCCUUUACCGACCUCACGGUCAAGGGCGUGUCGGACAUUCUCCACUCGCUUGGCUACCAGUCGCGUGGCCUGGAGGUGAUGUACAACGGCCACACGGGCCGCAAGCUGCAGGCGCAGGUGUACCUCGGCCCGACGUACUACCAGCGCCUGAAGCACAUGGUCGACGACAAGAUCCACUCGCGUGCGCGUGGUCCCGUACAGAUCCUCACGCGCCAGCCCGUCGAGGGUCGCUCGCGUGACGGUGGUCUGCGUUUCGGUGAGAUGGAGCGCGACUGUAUGAUCUCGCACGGUAUGGCCAACUUUUUGAAGGAGCGCAUGUACGACGCCAGUGACGCGUACCGCCUGCACAUUUGUGACAUUUGUGGCCUGACGGCGAUCGCGAACUUGCGCAAGAACACGUUCGAGUGCCGCGCGUGCCGCAAUCGCACGUCCAUCUCGCAAAUUCACAUUCCGUACGCGGCCAAGCUUCUGUUCCAGGAGCUGAUGAGUAUGGGUAUCACUACGCGUUUGUACUAG